UUCCAUCCUCUUUAGCUCCAGUGAAGAGGAAUUCACCUGGUAGUUGGACAGAGUCCUUAGCCAAGCGUGGAAAGUAAACCUGCUGCAGACGCACACAGCAUUCUCGCCUUCCUCCCAGGCAACUGAAAGACAAUGAAUUACUACAUGGACACAACUAUUGCAUGUCCGGCUCCCUACACUCUGACCCGUCCUGCAGUGAUGAGGCAGGGAGAUGUCAAUCCCUGUGAAGAUCCUUGGAUGACCUGUGGGUUCCAGUCUACCUACUACCAGCAGAGGGCAAUCUAUCCACUCUGGGAUGAGACAGCCAUUCAGGAAGUGCCCACUGGACUAGAAUAUCAUAAUGCAGAUAUGGAAUGUGCAGAUGUGCCUUUGUUAACUCCAAGCAGCAAAGAAAUGAUGUCACAGGCAUUAAAAGCCACGUUCAGUGGCUUCACGAAAGAACAGCAACGGCUGGGAAUCCCCAAAGAUCCUCAGCAAUGGACAGAGACCCACGUACGGGACUGGGUGAUGUGGGCAGUGAAUGAGUUCAGUCUGAAGGGUGUGGACUUCCAGAAGUUUUGUAUGAAUGGAGCCGCUCUGUGUGCUCUAGGAAAGGACUGCUUCCUUGAACUGGCACCAGACUUUGUAGGAGAUAUUCUUUGGGAACAUCUGGAGAUCCUGCAGAAAGAAGAGAUAAAGCCAUAUCCAGUGAACGGAGUGAGCAAUGCCUAUCCAGAAUCCCGCUAUGCCUCAGACUACUUCAUUAGCUAUGGCAUUGAGCAUGCUCAAUGUGUUCCUCCAUCAGAAUUUUCUGAGCCCAGUUUUAUCACAGAGUCCUACCAGACCCUUCAUCCAAUCAGCUCCGAGGAGCUUCUGUCCCUCAAGUAUGAGAAUGAGUAUCCACCUGUCAUCCUCCGUGACCCAGUGCAGAUGGAAUCCUUGCAAACAGACUACUUCGCAAUCAAGCAGGAAGUUGUAACGCCUGAUAACAUGUGCAUGGGCCGUGCUAGCAGAGGUAAACUUGGAGGCCAGGACUCCUUCGAGAGCAUAGAGAGCUAUGACAGCUGUGACCGGCUGACACAGUCCUGGAGCAGCCAGUCAUCCUUCCAGAGCCUCCAGCGUGUCCCUUCCUAUGACAGCUUUGAUGCUGAGGAUUACCCAGUUGCCUUGCCCAACCACAAACCCAAAGGCACCUUCAAGGACUAUGUUCGGGACCGGGCUGACAUGAACAAGGACAAGCCUGUCAUUCCUGCUGCUGCCCUGGCUGGCUACACAGGUAGUGGACCCAUUCAACUGUGGCAAUUCCUGCUUGAACUUCUCACAGACAAGUCCUGCCAGUCCUUUAUCAGCUGGACAGGUGAUGGCUGGGAAUUCAAGCUGUCCGAUCCUGAUGAGGUGGCAAGGAGAUGGGGCAAGAGGAAAAAUAAGCCAAAAAUGAACUAUGAGAAGCUGAGCCGUGGAUUGCGUUACUACUAUGACAAGAAUAUCAUCCAUAAGACAGCAGGGAAGCGCUAUGUCUACCGUUUUGUAUGUGACCUGCAGAGUUUGCUGGGCUACACACCUGAAGAGCUCCAUGCCAUGUUGGAUGUGAAGCCAGAUGCUGACGAGUGAAUGGAACCAGCAACCCAGAAUGGAAAACGUGGCAGAAGGCCCAGUGCAUCCAUGUAGAAAUUUCAUUGGACUUGGUUACCCUUUCUUUCAUUCCCCCCCCCCCACUGUCAUGGUUUCCCUUUUGAAAAAUGAAACUUAAAUUUGCAUUGGUUGUAAAAGGGUGGAACAUUAAGCUUUUAGAUAAAACUGUGACAUAUGUUGGUUGGGAGGAGAAGAAAAGAAAAGCUUUUGCGUUUGAAUGUUCUUGGAGAAUUUUAGCUUGGGUUGAUAUUUUAAAAGUCAGGGAAAAAGAGCUUAAAAGUUAACCACCCUAUUACAAUUCUUUAAUGACUGUAUUAAGGAUCCCCUCCCCACCCACUGCCACAAACUGACAAUCCACGAGCUUAUCAGGGUGCUUGCAAGGCUCCAUUAUUCUGUUGCUUUUAGUGGAGAAUGGUUUUAGGGAGCAGAACGUCCUGUUUUACAGGGAAAAAGCCAAGAACUGUGGUCCCAGGUCACUUUGCAUCUGAAAAGACAGAUUUAGCAUAAUCGUCAGGUGGGACCAAUUUUUUAAAAAAGAAAAUUUGUAAAACAAAAUGUUAUUUUAUUAAAUUUUGUGCCAGUAUUUUUUAAAAUAGUCUUAAGCUCUAA
Messenger RNA from Varanus komodoensis (Komodo dragon), 2220 nucleotides. It is a transcript of the gene ETS1, whose product is annotated as ETS proto-oncogene 1, transcription factor. Bases 133 to 1590 code for a protein of 485 amino acids. Gene Ontology annotation, cellular component: nucleus. Gene Ontology annotation, biological process: cell differentiation; regulation of transcription by RNA polymerase II. Lineage: Eukaryota; Metazoa; Chordata; Lepidosauria; Squamata; Varanidae. The transcript is spliced from 10 exons. Gene Ontology annotation, molecular function: DNA-binding transcription factor activity, RNA polymerase II-specific; sequence-specific DNA binding. The record is from RefSeq and is a predicted model, not a curated record.